Messenger RNA from Mobula hypostoma (lesser devil ray), 4240 nucleotides. RefSeq names its product shugoshin 2-like. The transcript is spliced from 9 exons. Bases 334 to 3537 code for a protein of 1067 amino acids. NCBI's taxonomy places the organism in Eukaryota, Metazoa, Chordata, Chondrichthyes, Myliobatiformes, Myliobatidae. The record is from RefSeq and is a predicted model, not a curated record. Gene Ontology annotation, biological process: meiotic sister chromatid cohesion; meiotic chromosome segregation. Gene Ontology annotation, cellular component: kinetochore; chromosome, centromeric region; nucleus.
GCGGCAGGGUGAGCGCGUCCGUCCGUCCCGUAACGGGAUCGACAGCGAAGUCAGUCCUUCGUUUUCCGAGUGGUCUGAGUGUCUAGGAGCGGACUCUGUUCGGUAAAUGGUUACUUGCAGAGCCUGCGUUUAGCGUCAUUUUUAAGGAGGUGAAUCGGAAGAGGAUGGGGAAAACUGUAAAUCUGCAAUUAACGAAAAUGUUAUAAAUACAUUCUAGGAAAGACGAAAGAUCUGAAGGCUUAACCCCAGUUCUUUCUCCACAGAGCGCCUUGGCCUGAGUGUUUGUAGUAUCUUCUCUUUUACAAAGGUGCUCAUACAGACUGCAUUCAAAGCAUGGAAAGUGGAGCGAUGUACAUGAAAGGAUCCAACAUUGGUUUAGAAUUUUCUGAUAAAAUGAAGGAGCGAAGGAAUGGUAUGCUGAAAAAGACAAAAUACAAUGCUCUCCUGACCUCUAAAAUUAAGACCAAGAUUCUAAACAGUUCAUCCAUGAUGAAAAUCUCACUUAAAAAUAACAACAAAGCUCUGGCAAUAGCUCUUGCUAAAGAAAAACAAAAAUAUAGAGUGCUUGAGCAAGAAAACGUAAUGCUUCAAAAAGAAAUGUGCUCUCAGAGUUAUGACAUUGUUAUGCUACAGCAAAGACUGACUACUCAGAAUGCAAAAAUUUCAGUCUUGGAAGAAUACUUGAUGAAGAUAAAAAGCUGUUUCUCAGAUGCUACAAAUCACCUGUCAACUGCGAUCAGUAUCUGCAAAUGUGAUCGUCAAGAACAUCAGUUGAAUGGUUUAUGUGAAGGAAGCAGUACUGUAAGUCGGGGUUACAGCUCUAGCUUAAAUACUCAGUUACCAUCAGGAAUCCCACAAAAUCUUGAAAUUCAUCAAAGUGGUGGCAUUAAGAGGAACUUUGCUUCUGUUAAUGAAGCUGCAAACAUGCCAUUGGAAAAUGCUGAAUCUUCAGUCUGUGCUCCUCCAUCUCAAACGUUUAACCUGAGUUUCCAAGAAAAUUUUUCCUUAGAAAACUUAAAUAUGGGAAAUGGACAACAGCCUAUUCAAGAUGGUGUUUCAAGUCAUCCUAUGGUUCUCUACAAUUUCAAAACGUCAACAACUGAUACUCAUGGUCAUCUGGCAUCAUUUGUUCAGCAAAACCCUGCAGCAGAGCUGAGUGGGGCUGCAUAUGCAAAUCAAAAUAUCACACUAAGAAGAAAAGAUUCACAUUCUCAACAUUCUAAAAUGUCCAUGGAAGUAAUCAAGAAAAGCAACACAUCUCAGGCUAAAGAAUCCUUAUCAAGGAAUUCUGUAUCCAGUGAGAGCUUGGAGUUCAGCAGGACAAGUUUGCCCAUGUUAGAAGCCGUAACUAUACCAGAACAGUCUGCUUCACAAGUUUCUGACAUGAAAACAUGUGCUGCCGAUGAGUUCAUGGAGGAACAGUCAGUUGAGCUACAGAAACUGGAGGAGAUGGCCUUUGAUGCAGAAAUGGAUCUAAUAGCUGAUGAUGUAGCAGAAAUUUUUACUGUUGCAACCAAAUCCACAAAAGGCAGAUUUAAAACACCAGAAGGAAAUCUGGAAAUUGAAACACAACCUGAUAGUGUGGAAUCUCUGCAAAAAGUAAAACGAUCCAAAGGAAAAAAAUCCAGAGCUAAAGGCAGUUGUAAUACAAAUCCUCUUGUGUGUGAAAAGGAGCCAAAAAAUUGUUUCCAGACACUUUCGAAUUUGGACCAAGCAUUUGAAAAUAUUAAUGAGGUGUCCAAUAUUGGACUGAGUAAUUGGUCAGUAGAUAAAGAGAACAUCCAUAAAAGUAGUGCUGAGAAAUAUAGCCAGGUUGUAAAUAGUUUGCCAGCUAAUAUAAAGAAAAAUGUUGAGGAAACACCGCUUGCGAUUCAAAAAGGGAAGAAGAGUGUUGAAGGAUGUUUAUCCAAUAUAAUGGUACCGUUGAAUAGGAGUGAUUAUAAUGAACUGAAGGUAAAUGAAAAUCCAGAUGAUGCACAAGAAAGCAAUGUAAUUUCAAACGCUUGUCAAGAAACCCAUGCUAAUCUGAAAGGAAAGAUUGCCCCAAAAACAUCUAAGACAAAAAAGCACAAAAACAUCAAGGAAGGGAAAUCUAAGCAACUUGCGCAUCAAAAUAGAGAACCUGAAACUGAGGAGAUGGAUGGUGAUGGCUAUGGUAAUGUAUGUAACAGGAAAGCUGGCCAAAAGACUCUUGUGGUGACAGAAGAGCAUGUGACUAUAAAAGAGAACCAGUCUAAAUCAACUGGUCAGGAGAAAUUUGAAAAGCAACAAGUGAUGGCAAUAGGCUCACAAUGUCCAGAAGUGAGAAGUGGUGCCUCCGAAGAAAAUACUGUCAGUAAAGGCAAGGCUAAAGGUGGUACAUCUGUGUAUAAACAAGGCAACACCAUGAAAGAAUGCUCAGUAAUAUGUCAGAAUGAUACCAAACGUGAAUUGCACAUGGCAGAGGGUACAAGUUGUAGAAAAGUUGACACUGCAUUUGAAGCAUGCCAAGUGUUUGAAAUGCACAAAAAUUCACCUACCCUACAGAAAUAUAUACAGCCACCUGAAAUGGUACCAGAUAAAUGUGUGGGGGUAGAUAACGUAAGUUGUGAAGUCUCUCACAAAGAAAUUAGCAAUAAAAGGUACAAGGAAAAUAGAAAAACCUUUAUAAUACGUAAAUGGCAUAAUACCAUUAAAGACAGUUCCUCUGAAGUAAUUAACAAUGAAUGUGGACAACAGGCCAUAAAAGCUGAAAACGUGCCAAAUUCAAAAGAUAGCAUUGAAGCUACCAAUGUGUUACAAGAGAAUAUGAAGGAAAUCUCAGAUAAAAGAACAUUGCUAACAUACCAAAUGCAUGACAAUGUUGAAAAUUCAUCAAGCCAACCUGAGAAAAAGCAAAAAAAAGAACAGUAUCCAGUGGCAAUUAACCAGUGCUUGAAUAGUCUGGUGAAGAGGAAUCAAAAAUGUUGCAAAUCAAAAACAACUCUGGAAAACCCUAAUAAAAAAGAGGGGCUGGUUGAAACAACUGUUUUUUGUAAAAGCAUUAAAUGCCCAAUCCAUUCAACAGUGCUGGAGAAAAAUGCAGGGUAUUAUAAAGUGAAUAAUGAACCAGGAUUGUGUGAGGAGAUCAACUGUAUGAAUUCAAAAAAUGAUCAGAUGGCUCUUUCAAAAAAUGGAAACAAUUUUGAAGAGAAAACCUGCAUUAAUGGUUCUAAUCACUCUGACCAGCAACUGUUCAGCGUGGAUAAUACUGGAGUGGAUCUUGCAGCAACACAAUUUUCAGAAGUUUUAGAAAAGAAAGAAUAUAAAGUUCUCAAAGAUGUGUCAAACUUAACUCCCAGCAAAUUUAACCGUCAGUCACAACUUUCAGAAGGAAAACAAGGACUUGUGUGUUUACGCAGCAAACGCCAGGCCACUGCAGUAGCAAACUACAGAGAGCCAACCCUCAAUAGGAAACUGCGUCGAGGGGAUGAUUUCACAGAUACAAAAUUUCUACAUUCACCUGUAUAUAAAAGUGGACAGAAAGACAAGUGCCGAAUACCAAAAAGUCACAAUUAGGUACAUGAGGCGGAGAGAAACAACUUGUAUUUUAUUUUCUUUGGUUUUAUAAUCUUCUAAACUUCCUAAAAUGGCAGUUGAAGUAAUACUUAGAUGUCAACUGCUAAGAUAUCAGAACUGAAUAGCUGUUUUGAUAUUUCAGUAUUACUUUAGGUUUGAUUAUGUAGGUAAAGAUUUUGUAACUAGGUUAAUGUACUUGUGUAAAUAUUAAGACUGUUGCAAAAAUGCUAAUACCAGCACUACCAUUGUUACUAUGUAAUGGAUGGAGUACAACUCAAGCAUCCUACUUGUACAGAUAGUUAUUCUACCUAGUUUUGUGCAGAAUUAAUGCAGCAGAGCUCACCUAAGUAUGUGCUGGAAAGCUAAGCCUUAUUGUACUAAGAUUGUGACAACCUACAUAUCUGAGGUCGCUGUGAUCAGUUUGCACCUUGCAGGAAGAGGCAAUCCUUGAAUAGGUGACAAUGCAGUGGAGAACCUAGUUCAACAAUAGUUUUGUAUAUAGAAUGGGUUCUGCUUUGUUGCUGUAGCUCAUGUAAUUAGUUUUGUGUAGAUUGGGUAAACUUGUUAAAUGUAUGUUAGCCAUUUUCUGUUCAUUCUCUGAGUUCAGUUGAUAUACUGUGCAUUGUCACGGAUUUCUAAGUAUACUUGUCUUAAGUUUUGUAUUGCAUUGAACUUGACAGUUGAACCUGAAUAAAUACUUGAG